AUGAAUCCUGCCCAAACGCUCCCGAGGUUCUUGCUCCCUCGCCUGAGCUGGGCUGGACCUGGUACGAGGUCCUUUGGGGCAGUGGCUGGGUUGUCCAUCCACUCAAGGAAUCAGCAACCAUGGCAGACUCCAUCCCAGCCGAUCCACGCAGGCUGGCCGCGAGCUCAUCAUCUCUCUACCUCUAAGACCAGGCCCUGUCGGACAGGUCUGCUCCGGGAACUGUCCCUUCGGCGAGCCUUCCAUGUCUCGGCCCCUCGGCGCAGAGACCACCACUUCGAUACCCUCAAGUUCGUCCAGCGCCUACAAGAAGAGGGAUUCACAGAAGAGCAGUCGGUGGCGAUGAUGAAGGUUCUCAACGACGUGAUUGAGGAGAGCAUCCAAAACCUCACGCGGACCAUGGUCCUGCGCGAGGACGCCGCCAAGGCGACGUACACGCAGAAGGUCGACUUCGCCAAGCUACGCAGCGAGCUCCUCAGCGCCGACAGCACCGAGUCCAACACGACGCGCGCCGCGCACGAGCGCCUGACCAACGACGUCGCCAAGCUCAACAGCCGCCUGCGCGACGAGAUCGGGCGGACGCAGGCCAGCGUGCGCCUGGACCUGAACCUCGAGAAGGGCCGCAUAAGGGAGGAGGCCGUGUCCCAGGAGCUGAAGAUCAAGGAGACCGAGACCAAGAUCGAGCAGGAGGUCGCGGCCCUGCGGCAGCAGCUCGAGCAGGUCAAGUUCCAGACCCUGCAGUGGUUGAUGGGUGUCUGUACGGGUUGCGCCGCACUUCUGCUUGGUGCCUGGCGCCUACUGAUGUGA
Messenger RNA from Phialemonium atrogriseum, 804 nucleotides. RefSeq names its product DUF1640-domain-containing protein. Lineage: Eukaryota; Fungi; Ascomycota; Sordariomycetes; Cephalothecales; Cephalothecaceae. The transcript is spliced from 2 exons. Gene Ontology annotation, biological process: mitochondrial respiratory chain complex IV assembly. The record is from RefSeq and is a predicted model, not a curated record. Gene Ontology annotation, cellular component: mitochondrion. The coding region runs from base 1 to 804 and encodes 267 amino acids.